AUGGCGGCGACUGCGGCAAAGCGAGAGCCUCGGGAACGCCGCUGCCGCCAGCACAGCCGGAGACCUGAGCCGACCUUGGGGGCUGUCCGCGGGCCCUGCACUCUCUCGAUGAGUCGGAGAAGUCCCGUGAGUGUGUAUGUGUGUGUGGCCUUGUGCGGGCCGGCGCGGGAGGGAGCGGCGGAGGGCCCGGCGGCGGCGCAGGCUCCCGCGUCCAUUGUGUGUGACCCUCCGGGCGGCCGCCGCUCAACAAAGGCGCUUUUGUUCCGUGGGCCCGCUCGGCCCGGGCGGCGCGGCCGGCUGCGAGGGCCAGGUCCCCGCCUGGCGGGCCCCGCCGCCUGCUCCGGGCUGAGCAGUGCGGGUUCGAGUCCCCGCCGCCCGCGCCGGGCUCCGCGGGUUCGAGUCCCCCGCCAACGCGCAGGCGAGGGCGGUGGUCCAGGAGCGCUUGAGGCGGUGGAGGCUUGCCUUCCUGGCUCGCUGCCUCCCUCAAACUCUCCUGUCUCCUCCUCCCCGCCUCCUCCCCAGCCCGCCCGGGUGACUCGGCCUCAGCUGACUCCGGCUGGGCAAAGUCUCUCCGGCACGUUGCGUAGCGCUCUGCUCCUGCCCCUAAGUCCGCCCAAGUUUGUGUCUGGCGGUCCACGAGGUGCCGGGGACCGGCCUGAGACCGGGCUCCUGCCACCUUUCCGGACGUUAAGGUGUGAUCCGGAAAAAUACCCUGAUGAAAACGUUUUAUCAGAGUAAGAUGGACGGUAGCUUUGACUGUGAUUGUGGUGAGCUGGAGCCACCUGAUCACUAAGAAGAGACACCUACCUGUCA
Molecule: messenger RNA, 813 nt
Organism: Mastomys coucha (southern multimammate mouse)
Lineage: Eukaryota; Metazoa; Chordata; Mammalia; Rodentia; Muridae
Product: translation initiation factor IF-2-like
Exons: 3
Coding region: 1-738 (245 amino acids)
Source: RefSeq, a predicted model, not a curated record